Microtus ochrogaster (prairie vole) is the source of this 1421-nucleotide messenger RNA. It is a transcript of the gene Cys1, whose product is annotated as cystin 1. Lineage: Eukaryota; Metazoa; Chordata; Mammalia; Rodentia; Cricetidae. The record is from RefSeq and is a predicted model, not a curated record.
CUCCCCCGGACAUGCUCUCUCACUCACAUCCCUGCUUCUCCUUUUCGUCUCUGUCCCCCCACCCCCGCUCACUUUGCCUCCGCUCUCUCAGUCCUCUACCUUGAGUUCCCAGAGCCCUCUCUCCCCUAACACUACUCUCCAAUCCUCACCCCUGAUGCCCCCCUUCCCCUGGCGUUUGGCUCUGCCGCCCAGCUCCUUUCAGCCAGUCUCUUGCUCUCCUUGCCCCCAGAAUUACUUCCACCCACGCCCCGUGAGACUCCCCCAAACUUCUCCAAGAUGAUCCCCACACCCAGCUUUCCCUCCCACUAGUUUACCCACCCCGCGCCCUUUAAGGCUCGCAUACCGCCCUCACCCUGUUCCACCUCCUUCCAGUUCUACCCUACCCCGGCCCUCCCAUCUCCUGGAGGUCUCCCGGGCUGUCACCCCUACCCGCUCCUCAUUCCGCUUACCACCCCUCCCCUGGAUUGCCUUCCUCAUUUUCUCCCUGUCCCAGGCACUCCCCACGCCCCACCCCCGCCCUUCAUCUCCCGCGCCCCUUAUCCCCGAAGCUACCCGGUCUUUCCCCAUCCUCCCAUUCUCCUCUUGAGCAUCCCCCCCCCAUCAGCCUCUACCUCCUCCAGCCUCCCAGAUCACCCUUGCCCUCCAACGCUCCCAUCCCCGAGACCCCCUCGACUCCUCCCGCUCAUCUAUCCCUCAGGGCCCCCCCUUUACCCUGUGGCUCCCCCCCCCAUCCCUCCAUCGCACAUCCCUCCCCAGUCCUCCAGGAAUCCCCCUCCCUGCUCCCCCGCCCCGUCCCGCCCGCCUCACUCCUGCCCCAGUCCGGCCCGGCUCUCCGGCUGCGCGCUCCAGGCUGGGUGCGAGCCAUGGGCAGCGGUAGCAGCCGGAGCAGCCGGAUCCCGAGGCGGCGGCGCAGCCCUGACAGGCGCCAGGCGGACCCGGGAGAGGCAACCUCGGAGGGCGGCACAGCUGACCAGGCCCCGACGGCCGCAACGCAGGAGGAGACCGGCCCCAAUCCUCGCCCCACGACGCCCCCCGGCGGCCGGGAGGAGACCCUGCGCCUGUUGGACCAGUUGCUGGCCGAGUCCGAGACCUGGGGGACUCAGGAGCCGACCCCACGAGGCCCCGCCCGGCUUUCACCAGCGGUGUCCCCAGAAAAGAAGACGAAGGACGACCCUGAAGAGAGCUGUACCCCUGAAGCCCCAAGCAGCAGCCACAAGAGACCCGAGGGGCAGUCGGCCAUCUCCUACGAUUACUCUGAGGAGGAGCUGAUGGCAAGCAUCGAGCGGGAGUACUGCCGCUGAGCUGGCUGAGCAGUCUUGGUUACCACUGGCCAGGCUCCGCAGGCCUGUGAGCUGGGCUCCCGUUAGAGGGUACCACCUUGUUCCACCCGUGGCCUGUGAGCUGGGCUCCCGUUAGAGGGU